AUAGUCACGGAGGGAUCGGGCGAUUCUAAUGAUUCAGCACCGUAACUAGAACUCGUGGACGCUGCUUCGUUCCCCCGUCCCUUUCUCCCCCCGUCAACGCGCCGCCCCCUCCGCCACUCCUUCCUCCGACGACAAACAUAUCACGCCAUUCGUUGGAAAGGGUCGAAUCGCGAAGAAAUAAAUAAAUUUGCACUGCGAUGACGAAAUGGGGGUAGAUCUGUAAUAGUGGUAGGUGGUGGUAGGUUUCCGCCCUAUUCCCCCCUCCUCAUCCCUGACCCUGAGUGGGGUGCCCCUUCCGUCGCCGUCGCCGUCGCCGUCGUCGUCGUCGUCGCAGGGGAGAUGGCGCUCUUCCGGCGGGGCUCGGGCCUCGUCGUCUUCUUCUUGCUCUACCUCGUGGUGUCGGCGCAGUGCCUCCCGGAUCAUCAGCAGCAGCGCAGGGGGUUGAGGCGGAAGCGGAAGCACGAGAUCCGGGGGCCCAUCAAGACGGUGGUGGUGGUGGUGAUGGAGAACCGCUCCUUCGACCACGUGCUCGGCUGGCUCAGCAAGUCGGGGCGCCCCGACAUCGACGGGCUCAGCGGGCGCGAGUCCAACCGCCUCAACGCGUCGGACCCCUCCUCCCCAGAGAUCUUCGUGUCGGACGACGCCGUGUUCGUGGACUCGGACCCGGGCCACUCCUUCCAGGCCAUCCGCGAGCAGAUCUUCGGGUCCGCCGACACCUCCGCCGACCCGGCCCCCAUGAGCGGCUUCGCGCAGCAGGCCGAGAGCAUGGGCGAGGGCAUGGCCCGCACCGUCAUGUCCGGCUUCAGCCCCGACUCCGUCCCCAUCUACACCGCCCUCGCCGACCAGUUCGCCGUGUUCGACCGCUGGUUCGCCUCCGUGCCCACCUCCACCCAGCCCAACCGCUUCUACGUCCACUCCGCCACCUCCCACGGCUGCUCCUCCAACGUCCGCAAGGACCUCAUCCACGGCUUCCCCCAGAAGACCAUCUUCGACUCCCUCGACGAGAACGGCCUCAGCUUCGGCGUCUACUACCAGAACAUCCCCGCCACCCUCUUCUUCAAGAGCCUCCGCAAGCUCAAGAACGUCGUCAGGUUCCACAACUACAAGCUCACCUUCAAGCUCCACGCCAAAUGGGGCAAGCUCCCCAACUACGUCGUCAUCGAGCAGCGCUACAUGGACCUCGAGCUCUUCCCGGCCAACGACGACCACCCGUCCCACGACGUCGCCCGCGGCCAGAAGCUGAUCAAGGAGAUCUACGAGACCCUCAGAGCGAGCCCCCAGUGGAACGAGACUGCCCUUAUCAUCACCUACGACGAGCACGGCGGUUUCUACGACCAUGUGCCCACGCCGGUGGCCGGUGUGCCCAACCCCGACGGCAUCAUCGGCCCCGACCCCUUCUACUUCAAGUUUGACAGGUUGGGAGUCCGAGUGCCUACCAUCCUCGUCUCCCCAUGGAUUGAAAAGGGAACUGUGAUCCAUGAACCUAGUGGACCGACUCCCUAUUCACAUUACGAACAUUCAUCUAUCCCAGCAACAGUAAAGAAACUGUUCAAUUUGAACUCCAACUUUCUGACAAAGAGGGAUGCUUGGGCUGGGACUUUUGAGAAGUACUUUUCAGUCCGAAAGGAGCCUCGAACUGACUGUCCUGAAAAACUCCCAGAAGUUGUGAAAUCGCUGAGGCCAUAUGGACCAAAGGAAGACUCGACUCUCUCAGAAUUUCAGGUGGAGCUGAUUCAACUCGCUUCGCAGCUGAAUGGUGAUCAUGUGCUCAACACCUAUCCAGACAUUGGCAAGGGCAUGACUGUCGUUGAAGCCAAUCGAUAUGCCGAGGAUGCUGUCGCGAGGUUCUUGGAAGCUGGCAGGACUGCACUAAGGGCUGGAGCCAACGAAUCUGCCUUGGUCACUAUGCGGCCCGCGCUUACUAGCAGAAACAAUGCCAGGCUGUCUUCCAGCCACCAAAGCAGUUAAGACAUUCAUACAUCUAAAAAAGGACGUUUGGAUCUGUACAUACAUACCAAUUUAUAUUAUACCUAUUUGGCGUCUCAUUAUCUCUACUUGUAACUCAUGAGUAGCUUGACAUACAUAUAUUGGCUUAGCCUAUGUUGAGCGCGAUACUGGUAGGCAAUCCUGAACAUGAUGGGAUGUUGCUGACUGUUGCUGUUGUGCUAUUUUAAGUUGUUGGGAUGUAUUUUAGCUUAAAAUGGCUGGUAAUGUGGCUGUGACUAUUACACUUCUUAAUUCUUACUAGGACUUAUAUUCUAUUA
Molecule: messenger RNA, 2264 nt
Organism: Ananas comosus (pineapple)
Lineage: Eukaryota; Viridiplantae; Streptophyta; Magnoliopsida; Poales; Bromeliaceae
Product: non-specific phospholipase C1
Exons: 3
Coding region: 340-1968 (542 amino acids)
Biological process (GO): phospholipid catabolic process
Molecular function (GO): hydrolase activity, acting on ester bonds
Source: RefSeq, a predicted model, not a curated record